CCUCAAACUCCAGACCAUAUAAACUCAUACACUGACCUACUUUGUCAUCAGAGGAAGACGGCAUCAGACCCACAGAACCUCCGCAAACGCUUUGACUUUUGGACUGAAGGAUGUUGUCGUGCGUGUGCGUGUUGCUGCUGCUGGCGGCCUCGGCUCAGAGUCACUUGGAUGAAGCCACUCUGGACUCGCAGUGGGAACAGUGGAAGAUGACCCACACCAGAGAAUACAACGGCCUGGAUGAAGAGGGGAUUCGUCGAGCCAUCUGGGAGAAGAACAUGUGGAUGAUUGAAGCCCACAACCAGGAGGCGGCUCUGGGCAUGCACAGCUACGAGAUGGGGAUGAACCACCUCGGCGACAUGACGUCAGAGGAGGUGUCUGAGAAGAUGACCGGCCUGCUGGUUCCUGAUAACAGAGAUCCCAACUACACCGUGGAGCUGGACGUCGGACGAGUGUCCAAGCUGCCCAAAUCUAUCGACUACCGCAAGAAGGGCAUGGUGACCUCUGUGAAGAACCAGGGCUCCUGCGGCUCCUGCUGGGCCUUCAGCUCCUGCGGGGCCCUCGAGGGCCAGCUGGCCAAGACUACGGGUCAGCUGGUAGACCUCAGUCCUCAGAACCUGGUGGACUGCGUGACCGAGAACGACGGCUGCGGAGGAGGAUACAUGACCAACGCCUUCAAGUACGUGCAGCAAAACGGGGGCAUCGACUCUGAGGUGGUCUACCCGUACAUCGGAGAGGACCAGCCGUGCCGCUACAACUCCACAGGUAUGGCGGCUCAGUGCAAAGGCUACAAGGAGGUCCCGCAGGGCGACGAGCACGCGCUGGCUGUGGCGCUGUUUAAAGUGGGUCCCGUGUCCGUGGGCAUCGACGCCACACUGAGCAGCUUCCAGUUCUACCAGAGAGGUGUUUACUACGACCGCAACUGUAACAAAGACGACAUCAAUCACGCCGUUCUGGCAGUGGGCUUCGGAGUGACCCCCAAGGGGAAGAAGUACUGGAUCGUCAAGAACAGCUGGGGCGAGACAUGGGGCAAGAGCGGAUACAUCCUGAUGGCACGCAAUCGUGGAAACCUCUGCGGCAUCACUAACCUGGCGAGCUACCCGGUGAUGUGAGGGAGACGAGCGAGGACCUCAGAGGAAGACGAGGGAGAACGAGGACUACUGCGGGAAAAGUUCAUUCCAUACAUCAGCAACCACUACGAAACACAACGGAUGAUUUAAAGUUUGUUUACAUGGACUCGACCGAUACAACACAAAUAAUUCAAACUGAAAGGGCCAAAUGUUGCAGAGUUUUGGGUUUUAAACGCCCUAAAAAUGCAAAGUUCAAACAUGAAGGAGGUUUGGUUCUCUGGAGCGGUUUGAACUUCAUCUUUUCAGUUUCAUCUCCAAACCAGCUUCAUGUCUGUCGGCUCUUUGUCGGAUGAAAUACCUCCAGUUCUCUGUUUUUAACCCCCAAGGAAAUGAUUGCUUUAGAGCCAAAAGUGCCAAGUUUAAUCCUCAAAUCAAAAUCUAUUUCACCUGUAAUCUGUGACAGUUCCCUUCUUAUUGUUUGACUCACAGUUUGUGUAAAGCCUAACAGAGUUUAGAGUCAGUGAUAGGACACAUUGCUGGACGAUGAAGCUCCUCCUUCAAGUCAACGCAGAGUCUCUUUAAAGUGUUUCUCUCCGUCGCUACGCAUUUUGUUGUUUUUGUUGUUCUGUGAAGCACUUUUCUGUUGAUCAAAGACUCUAAACUGAUGUUUUCUAUGAAGUUGAAUAAAGGUUUCAUUUUGAACUUGAA
Messenger RNA from Labrus bergylta (ballan wrasse), 1775 nucleotides. It is a transcript of the gene ctsk, whose product is annotated as cathepsin K. Lineage: Eukaryota; Metazoa; Chordata; Actinopteri; Labriformes; Labridae. Gene Ontology annotation, molecular function: cysteine-type endopeptidase activity. The record is from RefSeq and is a predicted model, not a curated record. Gene Ontology annotation, cellular component: lysosome.